AAAUUCUCAGUUGGUGGAGAUGGAAAAUCGAUUCAAGCGCCGAAUAUCUCGCAUAUUUCGGACCUCGUUUGGCUCCUGCCGGACCCGGAACGUCUCCGACGUCGCUAAAAAAGCUGUUUUCUCACUUAAAAACCACAAGUUCCGGUCGUUAAAGACGUCGUCGCCACCACCUAAGGGUCGGUCCUUACCUUCUUUUUGUAAACCCAGAUGCUCUUAUCAAUCAACCCAAGAAACUCUCCCACGGCGGCGUAAAGUCUCGGCCAAGGCUCCUCCUGCUUCGCCUAUACCGCAUUUGCAGCUCUUCUCCGACUGUAAAGACUUUGGUUUCUACGAGAAAAAGAAGAGCUCAGCCACAAACAAGAAGAAGAAGAAGAAGAAAAGAGUUCAUGUCAAACGCAAUAACACGCCGUUUAAUUCCAUGUUCUUCGGCUCAUCUUCUCACGAAAGUGUUCAUUACGGUGGCCGUGGCCGUGGGUGGUGGUGGUGGUUUAGCAGCGAAGACGAAGCCGAGACUCUUUUCUCUUCAAGGACUCUCUCACUCUCGUCAUCGGAUUCAUCAUCGGAGUGGCACCAACAUCGUGAUCACCGGAGAAGAGCUAAGAUCGGGAAUAAAGUAAAAGACAGCUUCGUGGUGGUGAAAAGUUCCGAUGAUCCCUACACUGAUUUCAGGGCAUCGAUGGUGGAGAUGAUCGUCGAGAGAGAGAUAUUCGAAGCUAAAGAACUGAAACAACUGUUGCAGUGUUUCUUGUCGUUAAACUCUCAUCACCAUCACAGGACAAUCGUCGAGGCUUUUACAGAGAUUUGUAAGACGCUGUUCUCUAACUGGUCUUAAAAUGCAGAACGACAAACAACUCGACAAGAACAAGAAGCAAACUGUUUCACUUUCUUUGUCUUCUGUUAUUAUUGCAUGUUCUUGAGAA
Molecule: messenger RNA, 920 nt
Organism: Hibiscus syriacus
Lineage: Eukaryota; Viridiplantae; Streptophyta; Magnoliopsida; Malvales; Malvaceae
Product: transcription repressor OFP8-like
Exons: 2
Coding region: 20-832 (270 amino acids)
Biological process (GO): negative regulation of DNA-templated transcription
Source: RefSeq, a predicted model, not a curated record